AUGUCACCCGUAACUACGGUAGCCCAGGCCUCACAUACUCAGCAGGGGACAAAGUUGACCAAGCCAAUCCUCCAGUGUCCUCAGCGUGGGCUCACCGAAUUUGAGUCUUGCAUCGAGCUACUCAUCGCUCUUCGCGACGCUAUUGCUGGCCAUCAGCAUCUGUUACGCGAGGGUAUUCUGCACCGAGACGUCAAUGUAAACACUAUCCUGAUAGCAGAAAGCUACACCGAUGGAAAAACUGACAGCCGUGGAAUCCUGAUCGAUCUUGACAAGACGAGUUGCGCCAACGAGGACCCAACCUACAGCCGACCCCAUAGUCAUCUCGACGACCUGGAAUCGUUCUUCCACGUUCUGUGCUGGAUAUGCUUCGCAUACAUGAGACCACGGCAGAGGGUCUCAGAGACGCCCUACAUCCUAGCGGACUGGAAUUCCAAAUCUGUCGGUCGAGCGUGCCGAGCAAAGAAGGCUUUCUUCGCGGACCCACUUGGCCCUCAGAAGACCGACGCAGUGUCUGAUUUCUUUUGUGCUCCAUUCCGAAAGCUUCUGCAAAACCUUCAUGGCUUCUUCCGACCGUACGCCUUUGCGCCUUUGCAGCCACCGCCUCCUCUCUCUGAGAUUCUUUCAACUGCCAACGAAGACUACGAAACGAUCCUUGCGAUGUUUGAGGAAGCUAUUCGGGAGGUCGGUGCUCUCCCCCAACCAUAG
Cyclocybe aegerita is the source of this 705-nucleotide messenger RNA. The record is from the annotation of a GenBank genome assembly. Lineage: Eukaryota; Fungi; Basidiomycota; Agaricomycetes; Agaricales; Hemipholiotaceae.